UGGAGUGAAGGAACCACUGGACCCCUGAGUCAGUAGUGGGUGAAUCUAAUGACUGGAAUAGGUCCAGGCUUGCUUUCCCAAAACCGCUGCAAAAUCGUCGGAGAUAAUUGUAUCUUUUGCAGGGGGGAGCAAGGGGGUCCCAGGGUCUGUGUUCACAGACAUCUGGGGGAAAGAAAAAGAGCAGGAAACUACCCCGCACAGAGUUAAGCAGGAAACAACAACAUCAUGCAAAAACCCUGCAAAGAGAACGAAGGAAAGCCAAAGUGCCGCGUGCCAAAGAGGGAGGAAGAACGCCCCUAUGGAGAAUUUGAACGCCAGCAAACAGAAGGGAAUUUUAGACAGAGGCUGCUUCAGUCUCUCGAAGAAUUUAAAGAGGACAUAGACUAUAGGCAUUUUAAAAAUGAAGAAAUGACAAGGGAGGGAGAUGAGAUGGAAAGGUGUUUGGAAGAGAUAAGGGGUCUGAGAAAGAAAUUUAGAGCUCUGCAUUCUAACCAUAGGCAUUCUCGGGACCGUCCUUAUCCCAUUUAAUUAAUUUCUCUGACAAUUCAAUUAUUUUCUGUUAUUAAUGUUGCCACUGCUUUCUGUUUGUCUGCACUUUCUUGAUAAAUAUUUGCUAUCGUUUUACUCCAGUCAUUCGAUGUUGCUGAGAUUUACGUAUGACUCUUGUCAACAUCUCAUCUUUUGACCCAAUCUUAUUCAUUUAAUAAGAGGUCUCAUUCAUUUGCAUGGAAAAAUGCUCAUUGUAUAUUGCAAAGUGAAAAUAACGAGUUGCAAAACAGUGUAUACAUAUAUGUGUGUAUAUAUGUACACUUUAUUUGUACAUUUCUAUGUGACAUAAUGCAAAGGAAAGUGUCUGAUUUUAUUAUACACCAAAGGUUAACAGUGAAUCUCUGUGUGAUCUUUUUUUUUCUUUUUGCCUAUCUGCAUCUUCUCACUUGCCAAAAAAUGAAUAUAUGUUUAUGUGUGUAUAUUACUUGUGUCACAAAAAACCCUAAAGCAGACACAGUAAAAGAACUUUUCAAUCGCCUUUGGAAGGCAAUGAAACACUUAAUAAACUCUCAAUAACAGAAGCGUAAAAAUGAAAUGUAAACCUCUAAUUACCUCUGGAUAUCUUAGCCAGAGGAAUAAACUGGUAAUUAUUACAGAUA
Molecule: messenger RNA, 1148 nt
Organism: Pongo pygmaeus (Bornean orangutan)
Lineage: Eukaryota; Metazoa; Chordata; Mammalia; Primates; Hominidae
Gene: TCEAL7
Product: transcription elongation factor A like 7
Exons: 3
Coding region: 226-528 (100 amino acids)
Source: RefSeq, a predicted model, not a curated record